This is a messenger RNA of Bursaphelenchus xylophilus (pine wood nematode), 406 nucleotides long. NCBI's taxonomy places the organism in Eukaryota, Metazoa, Nematoda, Chromadorea, Rhabditida, Aphelenchoididae. The record is from the annotation of a GenBank genome assembly.
AUGACUAGUGUACCAGUUGGACAUGAAUGGACUGGAGAGUCCUGGGAUUGGCCUCUUCAGCACAAUGAUGGGAUUGUCAAGGUUCACAACACAAAGGACAAGUUCGAAGUUGGACUUGAUGUCCAAUACUUUACUCCAAAUGAAAUCGAAGUGUGUUUUUUAUUGAGGGAAAUGACUUUUACUUUCUACUAUAAAGAUAAUAUUAAUUACUUUACUUUAGGUGAAGGUGGCUGGAAACGAAAUCCUUAUUAAUUGCCGUCACGAAAGCCGGACAGAUCAGCACGGUACAGUAACCCGCGAGAUCCAUCGUGCUUACAAAUUGCCAACUGAUGUGGAUGCCUCCACCCUGAAGUCUCAUCUGACAUCUCGUGGAGUUCUCAACAUUACUGCCGAAAAGAAAAAGUAA